Molecule: messenger RNA, 366 nt
Organism: Clonostachys byssicola
Lineage: Eukaryota; Fungi; Ascomycota; Sordariomycetes; Hypocreales; Bionectriaceae
Source: the annotation of a GenBank genome assembly
AUGCCAGCCACUGCCUGCGUUCAACUCAAGAGGAUCGCCAGAGACUUCUUAGAGGCUCUCGAAGAUCCUAACGACCCUACUAAGGCACGGGCUGUGGCUUCGGCGGAUUUAUCUGUCACGCAUGAAAGCUAUCCCCCUACGGAAGGGCUUGAGCAAUUUCUUUCUGGUUGGGCAAAGGCGAAGCAAUUCAUGCCCAACUUCCGCAUGGAAGUGGUCGAUAUGGUAGCCGAAGUUGAUGCGAGCGGCUCUGGUGGCAAAGUUUGGGUCUUUUCCAAGGUUACAGGCGGAGGAGGAGGCACGGACCGGGAUAGUAUCGACAUGAUAUCUAUCAAUAGCGAAGGCCAGGUGUUGCUAGCUUGGUUAUGA